UGUCUACAGGCUUGUUAUGCUGCUGCCAGUGAGAAUGUCAUUGCUUCAUUUUCGUACACAUGACAAUAAAACACUCUUGACUCUCUCGCUUCUUGGAGACCAUCUUUCACCAUCCAUUUUAUUCAGAGAAGCUGCCCGACCCGCUGAGUUACUCCAGCACGUUGUGUCUAUCUCACCUGUUGGGUGGCUUUCCUCUUGGUGCUCCUGGGGCCAGGAGCAGAUUGGGGACGCGGAGGCCAGUGAUUCCUGGGCGAGGAAGGUGUGCGGGGGAUUGCAGACGGUGGAGGACGAGCCGGGGAGGCAGAGGCGGGACCUGAGCUUUCAUUCCAAUGAGCUCACUGGAGCCUGUGGGAGGAGAGCGACUCCCGACCAGACGGAGGGCGGCCGAAAAACAGGAAAGUUCCAGCCCCGACUCGACGACCUCUCAAAGUUUUGUUGUUUUUGUUAUAAAGUUGGGGCGAAUCCGACCGAAAGAACAGAUGCAUGCAAAAUGGAGCAUCAUAAAGACAAACUGCACCUUGGUGUUGACAGUGGACAGCAGAGGCAGAAGAAGGGAGACUCGGGUCUUUUAGAUUGCAGUUCUGCCCCCUUUUCAGUACAAGAUGAUGUAUACAAAAUGAAUGUCUCCAAAGGGGUAUCUAUGUCGCUUCCAUCUUCGCCUCUCCUGCCACGUCAGCCAUUUGCAAUGCAUGCAUGGACAGGCAAAAGGUCCCCAGGCCAGAUCAGGAAGCUGAAGUAUGUGGAAAGUCCUAAGGUACCAGGAGAUACAAUUGCCUCUGCAUUGACCAAGUUAGCAGAAAAAAGGGACCAUUCCCAACUUGGACACAAUGCAGAGUCGCAAAAAAGCAAUGAACGAAGUUCUUCCCCUGCUGCUCAAGAACUCAUGACAAGAUUGGGCUUUCUACUGGGUGAAGGAAUUCCAAGUACUGCUCGUCUGCCUGCAGAAGAGAAGAAUGAAAAAAUGAGAAUCAGUCCAUGUUCGACACUAACAAGCAGUACUGCAUCUCCAGGCACUGACAGCCCAUGCUCAACUCUGAAUAGUUCUAUCAGCAAGCCACCUCAAAACAAACCCAGUCCUUGUGGGACUACCACCAGCUUAAGCUCCACACUCGAAAGCAAGGACAGUGGCAUUAUAGCUACAGUAACCAGCUCAUCUGAAAAUGAGGAGAAAAGUGGUUCCAGUCUAGAAUGGAACAAAGAUGGAAGCAUGAAGGACUGUCUACAACUUGGUAUCACAAAGAAUUUAAGAGCUGAAAGGAGUUUGCCUGAAGCAGAAGAGGGUGCACACAGUUCGGCCUUAAGUCUGUCUAAAACAGAAGCCACUUUAGAUGGCCCUGUUGCUUAUUUGAACCAGUCUGUGCCACCAUACCUGAUGCCAAGACCUAAUUCAGUUGCUGCAACCAGCUCAGCAAAGUUGGAGGAUUUGAGUUAUCUGGAUGAAAGGAACACCCCACUGCGUACCUCUAUGAGGAUGCCGUGGCAUAACACAGCUGGAGGAAAAGUACAGCAAAAUAUAAAAGCACGAUUUACUCCCUACAAACCAGUUGAUAUUGUCUUAAAGCCAUUGUUGUUUGAAGUGCCAAGCAUCACUACAGAUUCAAUAUUUAUUGGUCGGGAUUGGCUGUUCCAGAAGAUAGAUGGGAAUUUUAAAAAUGAGCUGUCUCCAAUGAACAAAGGAACAAUAAUUGUUGGAAAUGUUGGAUUUGGGAAAACGGCCAUUAUUUCCAGACUGGUGGCACUGAGCUGUCAUGGAGGUCGAAUGAGACAAAUUGCAUCAAACAGCUCUAGUGCAUUCUCAAAAAAUGCGGACCCACAUCAGGAACCUGCGAUGAACCAGCCACUCCAAAUCUCUCCUCCCUAUCAAUGUACUGACACGUUGGGCAGUGAGAAUUAUCCUGGAACACCUGAGCUACAAAAGCAAAGGGAUGAAGCUUUGAAGAGACUUGCAGCUCAGGUUGUUGCCUAUCACUAUUGUCAGGCUGACAAUACUUACACGUGCCUUGUACCAGAAUUUGUCCACAGUAUAGCAGCUUUACUUUGUCGUGCACCACAACUGACAGCCUUCCGAGAAAUGUUACUGAAGGAAUCGUACCUUCAAAGUGUACUCAGUCUACGUUCCUGUGUCCAAGAUCCAAUUGCUGCGUUUCAGAGGGGUAUCUUGGAGCCACUUGCAAACCUGAUUAAGGAAAACAAGAUCUCUGCAGAGAACUACAUUAUUUUAGUAGAUGGCCUAAAUGAGGCUGAAUUCCACAAACCUGAUUAUGGAGAUACGAUUGCUUCUUUUAUCAUUAAAAUAAUUCCCAAGUUUCCAUCUUGGCUGAAGUUGGUUGUUACUGUAAGAACCAAUCUACAGGAUAUUGCACGCCUACUUCCAUUCUUCAAAAUGUCUCUGGAUGAUUUUCCAGAGAAUGAAGAUAUUAACAGGGAUCUGAAUGCAUUCAUCCAUCACAGAAUUAAUGGUAGUCACAGCAUACUCAGUAACAUCGCUUUGAGUGGAAAAACUGACACCAGUACAGUGAGCAAAGUUACCAAUCAUCUUAUCAUGCGAAGCCAAGGAUCUUAUCUGUAUUUGAAGCUGACUUUAGAUUUGUUUGAAAAAGGUCAUCUUGUCAUUAAGAGUACAAGCUACAAGGUAGUGCCUGUCUCCUUGUCAGAAUUAUACCUUCUGCAAUGCAACAUGAAGUUUCUAACACAAACUUCCUUUGAAAGGGCCCUCCCUGUGUUAAAUGUUGCCUUGGCAUCCCUUCAUCCAUUGACAGAUGAGCAGAUUUUCCAAACAAUAAAUGCUGGCUUUGUGAAGGGUGAAUUGGAAUGGGAUGAUUUCCAGCAAAGGAUGAAGGGCCUUUCAUGUUUUCUGAUCAAACGAAGGGACAAAACACGAAUGUUUUGUCAUCCAUCAUUUAGAGAGUGGCUGGUUUGGAGAGCAGAUGGUGAGAACAUGGAUUUUCUUUGCGACCCAAGGAGUGGGCAUGCACUUAUGGCAUUCAUGUUUUCUCGCCAAGAAGGAAAGCUAAAUCGACAACAGACUGUAGAAUUUGGCCAUCACAUACUGAAAGCACACAUCUUUAAGGGUCUGAGCAAGAAGACAGGCAUAUCUUCAAGUGUCCUUCAAGCCCUUUGGAUGAGUUAUAGCAGUAAUGGAUUGUCUGCUGCAUUUGCAUCCUUACGAAAUCUUUACACUCCCAAUGUGAAGGUGAGUCGGUUGUUAAUUUUGGGAGGAGCCAGCGUGAACUACCGAACUGAAGUGUUAAACAAUGCUCCCAUCCUUUGUGUUCAAUCACACCUUGGGCACCAGGAAAUGGUAAAUCUACUGCUUGAAUUUGGAGCUGGGGUUGAUCAGAUUUCUGAAAGCGGUGUUACAUCGUUAUGCCACGCUGCCGCUGCAGGACACCUGAAUAUUGUGAGUCUUCUAUGCAGGAAAGGAGCUAAGGUUGAUUACACAGAUAAAAAUGGCCAGUGCGCAUUGGUUCAUGCUGCUUUAAGAGGUCAUCAUGAAGUAAUUAAAUAUUUACUCAAAGCAGAUUGGACAUUAAGCAUACAGCACCAGCAAUCUUUCAAGAAAAGUCAAGCUCUUCAGCAAGCCCUGAUCGCAGCUGCAAGCAUGGGACACAGUGAAGUUGUGAAUAAUCUCCAUGCUUUUGAUGGUGAACAAAGAAUAGACAUAAAUAGCUUUGAUACACUUUGGGGUGAAACAGCUCUCACAGCAGCAGCAGGAAGGGGUAAAUUGGAAGUAUGUGAACUUCUUCUGCAACAAGGAGCUGUUGUAUCCCAUCCUAAUCGUAGGGGUAUUUCUCCAGUAUUUUGUGCAGCAAGACAGGGCCACUGGCAGAUUGCCGAACUAUUGUUUCGGCAUGGUGCUGAUGUGGACGCAACAGACAAGCAAGGUCGUACACCACUCAUGGUGGCUUCUUGUGAAGGACAUGUGAACACUGUUGAAUUUCUACUUUCAAAAGGUAAACUGAUGUCAAUCUUUAAUAUUGCAGUUGCAUUUUUCUUGGUAUUUAUAUUCCAUUUGGUUUUGAUCUUAGGUGCUUCCAUAUCUUCAGUAGAUAAGGAGGGAUUGACUCCUUUGAGUUGGUCUUGCCUGAAGGGGCAAAAAGCUGUGGUUCAGAUUUUGGUGGAGAAGGGUGCAUCUAUUGAUCACAUAGAUAAGAAUGGUCGCACUCCUCUAGACCUAGCUGCUUUUUAUGGCGAUGCUGACAUUGUUCAGUAUCUGGUGGAAAGAGGUGCCAUGAUUGAACACGUUGACCACAGUGGAAUGCGUCCAUUAGACAGAGCAAUCGGAUGCUGCAACACUUCAGUUGUGGUAAUGUUGCUUAAGAAAGGUGCAAAACUAGGUAAUGCUGCAUGGGCAAUGGCUACAUCCAAACCAGACAUUCUGAUAAUUUUAUUACAGAAACUAAUGGAAGAGGGCAACCUUCUUUAUAAGAAAGGAAAAAUGAAGGAGGCAGCCCAAAGAUACCAGUAUGCUCUAAGGAAAUUUCCAAGAGAAGGAUUUGGCGAUGAAGUAAAAUCUUUCAGAGAUCUGAAGAUUUCUCUUUACUUAAACUUGUCAAGAUGCCGGAGGAAAACCAAUGACUUUGGAAUGGCUGAGGAAUUUGCUUCUAAAGCACUGGAUUUAAAGCCAAAAUCAUAUGAAGCUUACUAUGCCAGAGGAAGAGCCAAAAGAAGCAGCAGACAAUUUGCUGGAGCUCUUGCAGAUCUACAAGAGGCUGCUAAGCUUUGCCCGGGCAACCGAGAAAUAAAGAGACUUCUUGCACGGAUUGAAGAGGAAUAUAAACAGGUGCAGCGAACACAACAGCAAAAACAACAAUUUCAGCAACCGCAGCAAAACAUUGAAUCUGAUAAUGAAGAAGAAUUAUUAAGCCAGCACCUUGAGAAUGCGCCACUUGAUGUUGGACUCGACGAGCUUGGUGCAUCUAAUGAAGUCAUGACCAUCUCAUCAAGGCCACAGCAAUGUCCAAACACAUUUAAAAAGUGUCCGCAAGAUAUAGUUUCUCAGAAAUUAAGACCGGCAUCACCUCAGAAUAAAUUGACACACAAGUAUCUCAGAGAACCACUCUCACAACAAGGAAUAGUUAUGCAACCACCGAAACAAGCUCAAAUUGUGAAAACAAACCAGCAUAUGAAUUUGGUACAGGCUGGAGGAAGAACAGCAGGUUACCAAUAUAGCAGUAAAACUCCACUCCCAACACAAUUUCCUCCAAUUCCUUUGCCAGGCAACAGAAAUGUACAACUGGAGCCUGCAAUUAAUAGUGGAAAUCAUUCUGGAACUUGUGGAGAAAGAGUGACCUCUGUUAGGUCUGUACAGCAGAAGCAUGAAGGACAAACAGCAACUGAGGUUUUUAUAAAUACAGGAAUACCAUCAGAAAUAAUACAUGUAGAGUCCCAGCAGAAAACAAAUUUACCAGAAAAUACAAGUCAAGUUAAAGAACUGGAUACAACCCAUCAAGGAUUUGUGACUUGCAUCUCUACACCAACGCAUGAACCAGUCAUGAAAGUUUCUGGUUCCACCACCAGUGUUGUCCCAAAUAGUAGCAUUCCUGGAGGGCAGACUCCAGAUCCAAUGCAGACAUCUGAUACUCAUGUCAAAAACAGUUUGGAAUGCACAAUAGAAAAAUCCAACCCAAACUUGAGUGGGACAGAUAGGCCAAGAACUACGCCAUUUAUGGGAGUUAUUGAUAAAAGAGUCAGAUCCCAACAACAUCUGCCCAGCGGUCAACAGAUUCGUACCUGGCACGACCAGUCCGCGGAUGCAUUAGUUGCAAAUUCUACCUCUAUUACUGGUGGUCAAAAUAUUCACUCUGAGGUGCAGCUUGCCAAAACUAUCAGUCCCUACCACGAUCCUAUGAAACUUCCAACUCCAGUCUCUGCUGGAACACUUCACAAUGGAAUGCAUUCCAAGCCCGGUCAAACAACCAUGAACAUUCAAGAACCCAGUAUAUCCGUGCCUGUUCCGCAUUCUUUACAAGAGAGUAUUUCUAAACCACAAUCUAACGUAGACCGAGACGUUCAUUCAAGUAACAUUAAUUCUGUCAAGCCAAAGCGAUCAUUUAUAGAAUCUAAUGUGUAAAAGUACCCAUUGGGCCAAAUAACACAAGCUGUCAACAAUUAUUAAUACACAUUUUUUUCCCCUCUCUACAUUAUAAUUCACUAGUGGAGUAUGCUGGCCCUGGUUACUGGUCAGUAUGAUGCUUAUCACCAAGGUUUGACUGUUACAUAACAACAUUGCAUGUUGAUUAUAUAAAAAAAAUAAGGUUUAACCAAGCUGGCUGUUGCACUGAAUUAUUUUAAUACAGCAUUUAACAAAAGAAUAACUGCACUUUAUGAAAGUACAAAUUAUAAAAUGCCUUAAAGUGCUUUUGCUGUAAUUUAUAAGUAUUUAUAUAGUAUGAAUUAGAUUAAUAUACAAUAUGCCAUCAUCAUUGUUAAUCAGCACAAAGGGAGUUAUUAAAAAUUGAAGCAGUUUUUAUCUCAGCCAUUUGUAAAUUUUAUAAGAGAUCCAGCUUUGAAAUGAAACAAGUCCUUCACUUGCAGAAAGGUUUAUGUAAUCUUAAAAUGAAGUACUCAUUUGUAAUCAGUGUUGCACACUAAUCAAAUUAUAACAUGUUAAUCAAAUAUAGUCAGUGUAAAUUUAAAUGUAAUGGUUUGUUAUCAAUUUAAGUACUAACUUUAUUUAUUGAAUUUGUUCCUGCUUAAGUAUUUGUAAAAGCAGACAUUUUACCUAGUUAUUUUUUGCACAACACGUGUAACUGUUUCAUUAUGACAUGCAUACAUUUUCAUUGCUGUUGCUGCUUAACUGUGGGAAGAAGGCAGUAGUUUGAAACAUUGGUUAAGUUUUGUAAUGACCUUCCAAUAUCGUUCAUGUAUCCUUUGCAACUCUGUUACAAAUAGAGAAAAACCGUUUCAUGUAUUGUUUGAUUGGUUCCUCACUGAAAGCCCAGGUUAAAAUAUGGCACAUUGAAGAAAAAAAAUAAAAUCAUAUUCUAAUA
Messenger RNA from Amblyraja radiata (thorny skate), 6992 nucleotides. It is a transcript of the gene tanc1a, whose product is annotated as tetratricopeptide repeat, ankyrin repeat and coiled-coil containing 1a. The record is from RefSeq and is a predicted model, not a curated record. Gene Ontology annotation, molecular function: protein binding. Bases 17 to 6073 code for a protein of 2018 amino acids. Lineage: Eukaryota; Metazoa; Chordata; Chondrichthyes; Rajiformes; Rajidae. The transcript is spliced from 25 exons.